Molecule: messenger RNA, 1181 nt
Organism: Purpureocillium takamizusanense
Lineage: Eukaryota; Fungi; Ascomycota; Sordariomycetes; Hypocreales; Ophiocordycipitaceae
Gene: CUP5
Product: vacuolar ATPase V0 domain subunit c
Exons: 5
Coding region: 176-664 (162 amino acids)
Biological process (GO): proton transmembrane transport
Cellular component (GO): proton-transporting V-type ATPase, V0 domain
Molecular function (GO): proton-transporting ATPase activity, rotational mechanism
Source: RefSeq, a predicted model, not a curated record
GUCCCGUCACCUCCAACCACCACCACGACCGCAUCUCGCCAUCGCACCCGACGCCCACGGUUCAUCGCCAUCUACAGCUCCUCGAGCCAUAUCGCGUCGAGCACCGCUUUUGUAGCACCCUUCAGUCCUUCGCGCAGCAAUCCGCACCUCGCGUCACCCGCCUACAGCCGAUACAAUGGCCACUGAACUCUGCCCCGUCUACGCGCCCUUCUUUGGUGCAAUGGGCUGCACCAGCGCUAUUGUCUUCACUUGCUUGGGUGCCUCCUACGGUACCGCCAAGUCUGGUGUCGGCAUUGCCGCCAUGGGUGUUCUCCGCCCCGACCUUAUCGUCAAGAACAUUGUUCCCGUCAUUAUGGCUGGUAUCAUUGGUAUCUAUGGCCUGGUCGUGUCAGUCCUGAUCUCCGACGGUCUCAAGCAGCCGUUGGCGCUCUACACUGGCUUUAUUCAGUUUGGUGCUGGCCUCUCCGUCGGCCUGGCCGGUCUGGCGGCAGGCUUUGCCAUCGGCAUUGUGGGUGAUGCUGGUGUCCGAGGAACGGCCCAGCAGCCGCGCCUCUUCGUCGGCAUGAUUCUGAUUCUCAUUUUCGCCGAAGUCCUUGGUCUGUACGGUCUCAUUGUCGCCCUUCUCAUGAACUCUAAGGCGACGCAAAACGUUACCUGCAACUAAGGGGCGGCGCGAGUCUCAACGAGACUUGAGGAACUGGCCAGACAAUCAACCCUAUCCACACGGCUUUUUGGUUCCGAGCAUGCCAGCAAAUUAAUCACAAGCAAUCGAACAACAGCUUUUUUUUUUGAGCUUGAUUUACUACAACGCAAACAGAAGCUUGAACGGUGGUCGAGAAAGGGCGAUGGCAAUGAGUGGUGGGCGAUGGAUCCAGCAGUCACUGGCGGAGGCCGUGUAUGUACAAUACGGAGAAGCUGAGUGUUGGGCCUCGGAGCGGUUUCAUUAUAGACAGUCGUGGGGAUGGGGGGAUCUAGUGUAGCCGAAUGUGCAUAUUAUCCUCCAUCCCCAGGACUGCAACGCAAUGCCGUUGCCUAAGAUUAGGUAGCGCGACGGGCUCUCCUGUCAAGACUCAACGUCAAGUCAACGAGUUUAUCAAGGGUCCUCAGAAGAAACAUCCGAAAUAAUUAUAUUCCCAUUACACGUAGCGAGGAGCAUUAGAGCAUCUCCUCUCAUCCAAGAG